Molecule: messenger RNA, 2040 nt
Organism: Oryza sativa Japonica Group (Japanese rice)
Lineage: Eukaryota; Viridiplantae; Streptophyta; Magnoliopsida; Poales; Poaceae
Source: RefSeq, a predicted model, not a curated record
UUCCUUUUGCCUUCCUUGGCCGAAGACCUUGACUCAAGUACAGGGUGGCCAAACUCUUCCUCCAUGUAAGCGCAACUCCAAAUGCAUAUGAUCGAUCCCCAACUGAGUCUCUAGGAGUUCCAUACCUUGCAGAACUCCCCUUAUUUGUUUGCAUAUGAUAGCUGAUAGCUAUCCCUGAAGUCCUAAGUAUCUGCGAGAACCCUGGAAUAUUUGCAACCAUUCUGUAUGCGGUUGCUCUGAAGCCGUUUUCUGCCAACGACAGAGAAAGCAGAUUUUCAGGUCCUACUUCCGGAACGUAUCUAAGGACUGCAUUUGUUCUGUUCCACUUAAAAUGGACUGCAAGGACUCUCUGAAGAAUCGCAUCCGGAUAUUCACUGAAGCAGUAGUGGUCAUGGUAUGCCCAGUCCUUCUCUCGUUCGCGCUAAAGAAGGUGGACCUGACGGCCAAUCGAAGCAAACAAAUCGUGGACAGCAUUUCCCCGAUUGGAGCGUUAACUCUGGAAGCUGGCAUACUCCCUUUCCUCGGCCUCUGCCUCUCCACGGUGCUCGGAGAGAGGCUCGCGUGGCUCGUAUUGGCCUCGAAGCUGCUCAUCCACCUAUGUGUCAUUCUCCUCAUGGCUCUAGCCUUUGUGAUUCUGCUGCUCAUCAGCAAGAGUAACAUUGUCUGCCUAAGCAUCUGGAUCCCCUUCGUCCCCUUCAUCCUAUGGCUAGGCUACAACUCCGUGAAGGAUGAGGAGCAUGAGAACGCCGACGACGCCACGAAAUCAGCCCACCACGGGAAGCUGGAAAUCUCGGUUGAUUUCUCUGCUAGUAUCACCUCCCUUCUGUUCCUGGGAUUAAAAGGUCUUGCGUUGGAGGGACAGGCCAGCGCCAUCAAGGGGCUGGAUGCUCACCUUUCCGACUCCCUCAUCGUCAGUUUCGUGACCUGCGUCCUGGGUGUAGUCUUCAUGCUUGUUGGAACGGCUCCACCGGUGUACGGCAUGGGCCGCUUGGUGGAUUCCUUGAGGAUCUUGGAUACCUCUCUGGCAAUAGCGUUCGGGGUGAUCGUCGUGCUAAUCACAAUUGCACCUCUGAAGGAGGCGGCGUGGUUAGUAUCCAUCCCGUGGAUCCUUUCCUUUUUCGUGUGGUUGUUCAUCCGUUUGUUCGACCACGACGAGGGAGAGGACAGGGAUGUGAAGCCGGUGUCUCUAGAGCUGACCAAGGCCGCGUUCACAGGGUUCUUGGCCGUCUCCAUACCGAGCUUCAGCAAUAGCUCCACCAGCGGCGGCUACACCCACGCUUUCAUAGUGCUUACUGGGUCAGCUGUCCUCGCUGGCCUCGCGUGGAGGCUGAUCACGCACGUGAAGAAGCCGUCGCGAGCCAUGGUCUGGGCUGAAAAUGUAGCUUCUUCGUGUGCGCACAUCUGUGUUGCGGCGGCUGUUGUUCCAUUUGCAAGCAUAUCCAUGACGGUGCUCAGGUCUCUCGAAAGUUAGAUAACUUUCUACUCCCUCCGUCCCAUUUUAAGUACAGCUAUGAUUUUCCGCGCCUAAUUUUAACCGUUCGUCUUAUUUAAUUUUUUUUAAAAUUUAAAAAUAUAAGUCACGAGUAAAGUACUAUUCAUGUUUUACCAUCUCAUAAUAACAAAAAUAGCAAUUAUAAAAAAAAUUAAAUAAGAUGGACGAUUAAAGUUGAGCGCGGAAAGUUAUGGUUGUAUUUAAAAUGGGACGGAGGGAGUAAUAACAUAUUUGCUUAGAUCCAUCAAAAAGUACCACGAGGUACCUCAUGGGACUAAAUUGUUUUCGAUCGUUGGAUCUAACUGGGUAAGAUAGACAUUGUUAGAUCCAACGAUCGAAAACGAUUUAGCACCAUGAGGUACCAGUACCUCGAGAUACUUUUGAUUGGACAAGAACAAAUCUCAAUUAUAAAAGUAAAUCUAGCCUCUACAGCUAAACAUGUAUCUGUGGCCGGCUCACAUAAGUUAGUGGGGCUCAGCAUUUGUAACGUUACUCAAUAAGGUCCUCCCACCGUAUUUUAAUGUAUAAUGUUGUUGACUUUUGAUCAA